Messenger RNA from Didymella exigua CBS 183.55, 802 nucleotides. RefSeq lists its product as uncharacterized. The record is from RefSeq and is a predicted model, not a curated record. The transcript has a single exon. NCBI's taxonomy places the organism in Eukaryota, Fungi, Ascomycota, Dothideomycetes, Pleosporales, Didymellaceae. The coding region runs from base 187 to 648 and encodes 153 amino acids.
AUCAUGAAGCGAUGCCUGUCUAUGUGAGCAACAAGUUCAUGCUUACAUCACGAACAUGGUGGCUUGAGCCAAAACCAUGCUGGCACAUCAUGAUAAGGAUCUUCUGCGAGAUACUGGGCUCACGGGCGAUGAUCGUUCGGACGAUUUUGAUCGCAUGCAUGCACUACGUGUCUUCUACCGCUGCUCAUGGAGACGGUCCACGUAAUCAGGGCGCCUCAAACCGGAACAAAGGGGGCAGUUGCACGACGCUCCUUAAAUCUCAGUGUUGACCGCAACUAUGUUAUCAAAGCGCUUAAGUCUUUUAUUCUAUCUCACGCGGAUGGACAUGUGGCGGAGAUCUGGAUCAGCGGCUUCGGCAAGAUCAAAGAGACGAACGCCACGCCUUGCAGCGGCCGUGUCGGUGUUCGUGCCUUGUCUUUAGAAUUGGCGCUAGGUUCAAACUCGCUGUAUUGCGUACGCAGUAUUCACCCGAGGAACUGCAAGUACAGCUAUGGGCAAGAAAAGAGAAUGGAUCGCACCGGCUGCGUAUUCGCCGACUGGCACCAUCUUCUCCCGUUGCGGGUUAAUUUGCUACAGCAGUACUGCAACCUUACUUGGACGGCGCAGCAGAGUCACAGUCUAUGCCUCCGCCCUGAUGGGAGCUGGUGAGUCGUCAGCUCAUUUCGAGUCCUGCCGCACAACGGACAUUAUUUAGGCUUCAAUCUACCAUGCCCAGGAUGUGUGCAUGUUCACUUGGUACUUGUCGGUUCCGAUACAUAGUACGAGGCUAAUGAAGAUGCAGACCAACGCACCAUAAAGAUAC